AUGUUGCCGAAGUUCUUAUUUCAAUCCUAUCCUACGGAAAAAGGCCUAUUUCUAAUACCGAAAUUCACCUUGCAAGUCAUUGGCUUCUAUCCGGAGCACGGCAAAUCCACGCGCAUACAAGCUUGGGCCAUAUUCAAUAUCGUCGUGCUCAUCUAUGGCUGCUAUGCUGAGUUCGCCUAUGGACUGCACUAUCUACCCAUCGAUGCAAUACGCGCCCUGGAUGCACUGUGUCCGGUCGCCUCGAGUAUUAUGUCGGCCUUCAAAAUAUCUUUCAUCUGGUGGCAUCGCGUGGAGCUGGAGCGACUUAUUAAACGGGUUGGCGAAUUGAUAGCUGAGCAAAAUAAUCCUCGAAAGUUGGCCUGUAAGCGCAGUUAUUUUACGAUUGCAACACGACUCUCAUCGUCGGUGAUAUUUUGUGGAUUCUGCACAAGUACUUUGUAUACCUUACGAGCGGGUAUUGUGAAUUACUUGAGCUACUGGCGUGGUGAGAUAAUUCCAUAUGAGACGCCCUUCAAAAUGAUUUUCCCGUAUCCAUUGCUUUCUAUGCCGCUGUUUCCAUUUACUUUCACUCUCUCCCACUGGCAUGGCUAUAUUACAGUUGCAGGCUGUACUGGUGCCGAUUGUUUUUUUCUAUGCUUUUGCUUCUAUUUCGGUACACUUUUGAAAGCACUUCAAUAUGAUCUGCAGGAACUACUUGAUGAUGUUGACAGUGAGGUGAGUAAGAACUAUGCAGAAUGUGAGAUCGAGGAGAGUUUGAAACACAUUGUAGCGCGUCAUAAUGAGAUUAUCGAUUUGGUUAAAAAAUUCUCGACGCUCAUGUCGGGCUUGACCUUGGGCCACUUUGUGACAUCGAGCGUUAUUAUUGGAACUUGUGUGGUGGAUAUGUUGUUGUUCUCCGAUUAUGGCAUCUUCGUCUAUGUGGUUCAUACUAUGACCGUUUUCUCCGAGCUAUUCCUUUACUGUCUAGGUGGCACUGUGGUCAUCGAGUGUAGCUCUCAGAUAGCCACCACGAUCUACUGUACCAAAUGGUACACUCAUAAUCUGCGAGUUCAGAAAAUGGUGCUCCUGAUCAUGAUACGCUCUCAACGGAGCUUGGUUGUGAAAGUGCCAUUUUUCGCUCUAUCGUUGCCUACUUUGACUUCGAUCCUACGCUUCUCUGGCUCUCUGAUUGCCCUGGUACAGUCGAUGAUUUAGUUAUCAUACUUGGCUUAAU
Messenger RNA from Anastrepha obliqua, 1213 nucleotides. RefSeq names its product odorant receptor 24a-like. Bases 1 to 1194 code for a protein of 397 amino acids. The record is from RefSeq and is a predicted model, not a curated record. NCBI's taxonomy places the organism in Eukaryota, Metazoa, Arthropoda, Insecta, Diptera, Tephritidae. The transcript has 5 exons. Gene Ontology annotation, cellular component: plasma membrane. Gene Ontology annotation, biological process: sensory perception of smell; detection of chemical stimulus involved in sensory perception of smell. Gene Ontology annotation, molecular function: olfactory receptor activity; odorant binding.